AUGGCCGGGAGGCCAGCCACCGCUGCGGAACCCGACCAGAUCACUGUCGAGCCGAAACAGAAAAACGAGAAUCGCAAGGGCUACAAGGAUAAGCGCAAUGAAGUGGAGAACAAAUACGCCGGAUUGUUUGGCAAAUUGUUGGGAGUUGGUGCUGACAACAACAGUCUCCGCAACGAGGUCCGAAAGCUUAAUGAGGACGAGGUCAAAGUCCUUUCAACCGAAUCAAAGACGAAGCUUUGGAACUUUGGGACAUAUCACGACACCCCCCAUGUGAAGCCGUGGAUCAAGAUGGAGGAAGAUUAA
Clonostachys byssicola is the source of this 303-nucleotide messenger RNA. Lineage: Eukaryota; Fungi; Ascomycota; Sordariomycetes; Hypocreales; Bionectriaceae. The record is from the annotation of a GenBank genome assembly.